Botrytis byssoidea is the source of this 783-nucleotide messenger RNA. RefSeq lists its product as uncharacterized. The record is from RefSeq and is a predicted model, not a curated record. Gene Ontology annotation, biological process: iron-sulfur cluster assembly. Lineage: Eukaryota; Fungi; Ascomycota; Leotiomycetes; Helotiales; Sclerotiniaceae. Gene Ontology annotation, molecular function: 2 iron, 2 sulfur cluster binding; iron ion binding; 4 iron, 4 sulfur cluster binding. Bases 1 to 783 code for a protein of 260 amino acids. The transcript is spliced from 2 exons. Gene Ontology annotation, cellular component: mitochondrion.
AUGGCGACCCAAUCUCUUACACGUAGAUGUGCUGGACUUACCUCUACAAUUCCCACAUCGGCAGUUCAAGGAUUUAUAAAGACCGCCACAACAACCCGGUCAUUCCACCAAAACACCCCGCGUCCAGUCUUCGAUUUUCUUGUUCCACGUUUGGGUACUCCCUUGCAGUCGGCAUAUUCUCUCAAACAGAAUGGGAUACUAAGGAAUCCCGUGAGAUGCUUCUCGACUACUAGGACACGAAAAGCUACCAUCACUACAUUCAAUCCACAAAAGAAUGAUGAUGGUACAGAGCAGAAGAUUGAAAUCACACCGCGUGCUGCAGAUCGUUUGCAACAACUUCGCAAGAAAGAAAACAAUCCAAAUCUUGCUCUUCGAGUCGAAGUCCAGUCAGGCGGUUGCCAUGGGUUCCAAUAUGUGAUGUCUCUGUGCGACCUUCCCGCCAAUAUAUCCCGAGAUCUCUUCUCAAAGGAUGCUGUCCAAGAAGAAUCUUCGCCUGCUCUGAAUACUUCAUCUGCAGAUCCAAAUGCUAUGCCUACGUCAUCUACUCCCUCGAAAUCAAAUAAUCCGACCACGUUGGAUCUUCGCGAAGAUGAUACAGUAUUCAGCUAUAUCAGUGACCAAUCCCACGCUAGUGUAGUCAUGGACGUGUUCAGUCUCGAUGCCUUGAAGGGUAGCAGAAUAGAUUACGAAGUCAAGUUGAUCGGUUCCGAGUUCAAGAUUGUUGACAACCCGGCCGCGACUAGCAGUUGUGGUUGCGGAACAAGCUUCGACAUCAAGUUUUGA